Molecule: messenger RNA, 1088 nt
Organism: Cicer arietinum (chickpea)
Lineage: Eukaryota; Viridiplantae; Streptophyta; Magnoliopsida; Fabales; Fabaceae
Product: two-component response regulator ARR9-like
Biological process (GO): phosphorelay signal transduction system; cytokinin-activated signaling pathway
Source: RefSeq, a predicted model, not a curated record
GUUUUUCAAUUCAAAAAUCAACAAAGAAAAUCCGGCAGAUUCUGGAUGAAAUCUGUCAGGAUCUUGCUUUCCAAACUGUCAGAUUUCCUAGGAGGAUUUUAAUAUCUUUUUGAAUAAGAUGUGCAACCCUUUUAAAAUGUGACAUAUUUUCAUUCUCAUUCAUCUUUAUCUUUAUCUUCACCCCCUUCUAUUCUAUUUCUCUUCUUUGUGUGCAAUAUUAUUUUUCUUCAAACAUACUUUUGACUUUCAAAAUUUAUUAUUAUUCAAGUUAUUAUGGUGAUAUCUUCAGAGGCACAGUUUCAUGUUUUGGCGGUUGAUGAUAGUAUUAUUGAUAGAAUAUUGAUUGAGAGGCUCCUCAAAACCUCUUCAUUUCAUGUUACUGUAGUGGAUUCUGGUAGCAAGGCUUUGAAGUUUCUUGGUUUGGUUGAAGAUGAAGUGAGGAAUGAAAAGCCUCUCACUAUUGCUUCAGAAACUCAUCAGGUUGUAGAAGUUAAUUUGAUCAUAACUGAUUAUUGCAUGCCAGGAAUGACAGGCUAUGAUCUGCUUAGAAAGAUCAAGGAAUCUAAUUCUCUUAAAGACAUUCCAGUUGUGAUUAUGUCAUCAGAAAAUGUUCCAUCAAGGAUCAACAGAUGCUUAGAAGAAGGAGCUGAAGAAUUUUUUCUGAAACCAGUUCAACAAUCAGAUGUAAACAAGCUCAAACCACAUUUGUUGAAAUCCAAAAUUAAGAAUGAGAACGAGCAAAUCAACAGCAAAAGGAAGGAUACAUAACAAUGCCAUUCGAAUAAAAAUAAAGAAGGCAAAAAAUGUAGCCUAUAGAAGUACUUCUAGUCAAAAUUGAUGAUACAUAGAUAGUAUCUAACAAAAUUAGUGAUGAAAUAUGAAGUUUAGGGCAAUUAUACUAGGUUAACAGAAAAGGGAGAAUUUCAUUCAAUUUUUUGUUGACAAAUGGUACUUUGUUUUAGAUAAUGUUUAUCUUUGUGUUGUGUCAUAUGAUUGACAUUCAAAUGUGAAACAAGAGAUUUUUCUCUUUCUUGUCUAAUUAUUUUGAUAGAAGGCCAUUAACACGUAAAGGUUUAUUACAAUGUGAA